Messenger RNA from Amoebophrya sp. A25, 1708 nucleotides. NCBI's taxonomy places the organism in Eukaryota, Dinophyceae, Syndiniales, Amoebophryaceae. The record is from the annotation of a GenBank genome assembly.
GUUUCACAGGCUUGGGCAGCUUAGGGUUUAGUAGGGUUCAUGAUGAUUGCCCUUCUAGUAUGCACUAACAUCACAUGAAGAUCAUUUCCAGUAAGCAUCCUGACGAGUGAGAAAAAUGGCGCGUGCAAAACACAAGCGACUCCUUGCGGCUCGACGAGCCGCGAACGAGAAAGAGGCGGCGAAGGCCAAGGACGCAAGCGUCGUGGUAGAAAACAACAAAAGCGGAGGAGCGGCCACAUCGCAAAGUCUAACUGCUUUUUUGAAGGAACGCUGUGCUAUAGGACCAAAAGAAGACUGUAGCUUUUCAUGUUCUGAGAUCUUCUGCGAGCUGGCUAAUUUUUCAAGACUAGAGAUAGAUUUGUCAGAGUUUUGCAGCCGCAAUCUGAGUACUAGAGGAAGUGACCACAGCGUGGAUAUCAUCCAGGACCUUCGUCCUAACUUGCCUCACACAGGCGGAAUUGUGUGGGAAACGAGCUACCUCCUCUGCUGGUACAUGUUGGAAAAAGAACUCAACAAAGAACUUCUUAGCCAUGAUGGGACACGACCUACACCUGUGGUCCCUACUGAGUCACGACCCUCAACACUUGCAAUAAAUAAGAGUACAGCUACAUCAGUGCUUGAACUGGGUGCGGGGUGUGGUUUUCUCGGGAUAGCGUUGGCUAAAGCGCUUGGUGAGCGUGCUUCAGUGGUCCUAACCGAGUACGAAGGGGCCAUGGACAAUCUGAGAAAGAAUGUCGCGUUGAACUUGAACCUUAAUAUAGAACAGGGGAUGGACGAGGCACAGGAUGAACAAAAGAUUAAAAAGGAUGUGGAGCACAAGGAUGUCAUGGAUGAAGAAGAGACGCACAACAAGCACAAGCAAAUCAAAAACAACAUGGUUGCUCUUAACCUCGACUGGUGUACCGAAGCAUUGACAUUGAGUUUGGUGGAGGACGACAAGCAUGGGGGAACUCCUGUGGCAAAAAGGCAACGAGUAGAAGAAUCAGAAGCAACGAGUAGAAGUGCUGCUGCUUCAUCUCCAUUUGUUCAAAGAGUUCGGACCAUUGUCAGGACGCUUCUUGGGGGAGAAUCAUCUCCAAGUUCCGCUGAGGAACAGGUGAAUGCCGAGAAGGUGAAAAACAAGUCCAAAAAACGAAAACGGGAGACUACAGCAGAACAUCAAGAUGAAGCGAGUAAAUUAGAAAGAACACUUCCUGCGCCUGCCCAGUCACCUCCACGAGCUUUGUUUGAUUACAUAGUCGCAACGGAUGUGAUAUUCGAUAAGAAACUUGUUGGUCCGCUUUUGGCUACAUUACACCGACACGCACAUGGCAAAACGCGGAUAUUUCUAUGCGUACAAGAACGAUGCCAGGAAGCCCAUAGAGAAUUUCUAAAGCGAGUUGGUAACUACUUUACCAAAUGCAAAAGGGUGAAUUUAGAGGAAGCUUUUGGAAAUAAUGUAGUUGGGGAUGAAGAAGAUGAGAGUAAGACGCAAGUUCUUGAAGGAGAAAUAUCAUCUGAAAAAAGAAGUGCUUCAGCAUCAAGUACUUCAGUAUCUUCAUCUUCUUCUAAAAAGCUGAUGCCAUACUUGCUUUCUCGUUGUUCUAGCGAACUGAGCUGCUUGAUGUUUCGGAUAACCAGACCGAAAAGCCUUCAAGAAAAAAGCAUUUGAUCCCGCCUUUAAUCCGUCCCGAUGGACACUAAUUUACAACUCGGCAACAUAUUACAC